AUGGAGGGAGCAGAAGAGGAUGACAUGACACAUGGAGACUUGGGAAACGGACUUGGGAGACGACCUGGAGGUGUUUAUGAAGGGGAAAAUUUACAAAACUGCUAUUCAUGUAGAUCCAGGAAGGGAUCUGGAAAAGUUUGCAAUUUCCUCAUAUCAGCAAAGAGAGUGGAAGAAAGUGAUGCUGCAGCUCUUUCCGGUUCAAAACGAAACAGUUUUUACGACGGAUCAUCCAAAAAGCCUGUUGCUAGUUCCACACGACAAAGUAGCUGUGAGUCUAAUACUGAAGUGUCAAAUGAAGAACUAAAGCAACAACUUCAGGAAGCUCUAGAGGAAGUUGAAAUUUUGAAAGUUGAGCUUGAAGCAUCUCAAAGACAACUUGAAGGAAAAGAUGAAGCUCUAAGAAUUCUGCAGAGCAUGGCAGUAUUUAAUAAAGCCACUAGUCACACAAAAGCAAUGCUUCAAAAAACUGAGGAAGAAAAGAGAACUUUAGAAAAGGAAAUAAAUAUCUUGCAAUGGGAAAUUGAAUUUGAUCAGGAUAGAUUUAAAAACAUAGAAGACACAUGGACAGAAAAGUAUGACAGGUUAUAUUGUGAAAAUGCAGCUCUCAAGGAAGCAUUGAAGCUGAGAACAGAAGAAGUUAAAACUCUUAAAGCUGAAAAUACAGUAAGCCACCAACAGCUAUGCCUCUUAAUACACUGUUUCACAGGAAUAAUUCAGGAUUUAGCUGUUGAAGAAGCUUUCUGUCUCAAUAAGUCUCCUGUUACUGGCAGCUGA
Messenger RNA from Leptosomus discolor (cuckoo roller), 774 nucleotides. Lineage: Eukaryota; Metazoa; Chordata; Aves; Leptosomiformes; Leptosomidae. The record is from RefSeq and is a predicted model, not a curated record.